GCAGCAGCCUCCUCCCGCAGUUUCAGCUCUCUGACAGCUCAUCGGACGGUCCUCUGUUCAGGAACAUUUUCACUGGGCCACAGACCGGACCGAACCGGACCGGAGGAGGCGCCUAGCAACAACCGAUCUGAGGUGAAGCAGAGCAAACCAAACAGGAAGUCACGACCACAGCUUCAGCCAUCAUGCAGCUCUUCACUCUUCUCUUCUUCUGCUCAGUCUUCCUCCUGUUCCUCGUCCCUGACUGCUCCUCCCAGACUGAGGCUGACCUUAUUGUUCAUACACGUACGGGUCGAGUUCGAGGCAUCCGUCAGCCAGUAACCGACCGAGGCUUUGUCAGCGCCUUCCUGGGGAUCCCCUUUGCUGAGCCACCAAUUGAGAAAAGACGUUUUCGUCCUGCAGAGCCGAAGCGUCCCUGGACAGGUUUGUUUGAGGCGAACGAGUACCCCAACGCCUGUUACCAGUUCGUGGACACGUCGUAUCCAGGUUUCCAAGGCAUCGAGAUGUGGAAUCCCAACAGAGAGAUGAGUGAGGACUGCCUGUACCUCAAUGUCUGGGUGCCCUCCUCAGUCAGGCCCCACAACCUGACAGUGAUGGUGUGGAUCUACGGUGGAGGGUUCUACAGCGGCUCUUCUUCUCUGGAUGUGUAUGACGGACGUUACCUUGCUCACACUGAGACUGUCAUCGUGGUCUCCAUGAAUUACCGGAUUGGUGCCUUCGGCUUCCUCGCUCUGCAUGGCUCCUCAGAGGCCCCUGGAAAUGUGGGUCUGCUGGACCAGAGGAUGGCACUGCAGUGGGUGCAGGAUAACAUCCACUUUUUUGGUGGAAAUCCAAAACAGGUGACCAUCUUUGGUGAGAGUGCAGGUGGUGCUUCAGUGGGAUUCCACCUCUUAUCUCCAGACAGCAGGUCUACUUUUACCAGGGCCAUCCUCCAGAGUGGGGUCCCCAACUGUCCCUGGGCCUCAGUCACUCCAGCUGAGGCCCGACGACGGGCCACACUGCUUGGCAAGUUGGUCGGCUGCAACGGAGGCAACGACACAGAGCUGGUGGACUGUCUGCGUAGUAAAACCCCACAGGAGCUCAUCGACCAGGAGUGGCAGGUCCUUCCCUGGUCGGCUCUCUUCCGCUUCUCCUUUGUGCCGGUCGUGGAUGGCGAGGUUCUGCCCGACACUCCUGAGGCCAUGCUGAACUCAGGAAACUUCAAGGACACACAGAUCCUGCUUGGGGUCAACCAGGAUGAGGGCUCCUACUUCCUACUGUACGGAGCACCUGGCUUCAGCAAGGACAAUGAGAGUCUGAUCUCCAGAGAUGACUUCCUGGAAGGUGUAAAGCUGAGCGUCCCACAUGCCAACGACAUCGGCCUGGAGGCUGUGGUGCUGCAGUACACUGACUGGAUGGAUGAAAACAACGGGCUGAAGAACCGCGACGCCAUGGACGACAUUGUGGGCGACCACAACGUCAUCUGCCCGCUUGCCCACUUUGCUCGCACCUACGCUCAACACCACGCCCUCAAGGCCAACGUGGGCAGCGGCUUCAACCUGAUGAACAGCGCAGGAAACGCACAAGGAGGAAUCUACCUCUACCUCUUUGACCACCGAGCAUCAAACUUGGCCUGGCCCGAGUGGAUGGGUGUGAUCCAUGGCUACGAGAUCGAGUUCGUCUUUGGCCUGCCACUGGAGAAACGACUCAACUACACCCUGGAAGAGGAGAAGCUGAGUCGACGCAUGAUGAAAUACUGGGCCAACUUCGCACGGACGGGAAAUCCCAAUGAAGGUCUAAGUGACCGGGGGAGACGCUGGCCUCUGUUCACAGUGAGCGAACAGAAACACGUGGGAUUGAACACGGAACCACUAAAAAUCCACAAAGGUCUACGCAACCAAAUGUGUGCUUUCUGGAACCGCUUCCUGCCACGCCUCCUCAACAUCACUGACAACAUUGACGAGGCCGAGCGUCAGUGGAAGGUGGAGUUUCAUCGCUGGUCCUCCUACAUGAUGCACUGGAAGAGUCAGUUUGACCACUACAGCAAGCAGGAGCGCUGCAGCGACCUCUGAGAGCCCCCACAGAGAGAAUGAACCUCAGUGAACCCUAUUUAUUUCACAACACACACUAACUCAAGCACUGUUUUUCUUUAUUUGUGUUAUUUAUUCUAUUUAUUGAUGUGUUUUUAUGGAUUUAUUUGUAUGUGUGUGCGUGUGCUAUUAAGGAAACUUGGAGGAAUUAUAGAAGAAAUGUCAUUACCUCGAACUGUGCUUGUGUUUAAGUCAGACUUACCGAUGGUUUCUUCAGUUAUCUCGUCAUUUUUAGUUUUCUGGAGGAUUCCUGUGUUCCAGAGUAUCAGGUGUUUGGUGUUGUUGGACUAAACUACAGUUUCUGUUCAUGUCUCUUUUAAAGGCGUUUUGUCCCCUUCUUCUUCUUCUUCCUCCUCCUCUUCUUUUUGUGUUUUAGGACCA
Messenger RNA from Melanotaenia boesemani (Boeseman's rainbowfish), 2447 nucleotides. It is a transcript of the gene ache, whose product is annotated as acetylcholinesterase. Gene Ontology annotation, cellular component: plasma membrane. The transcript has 9 exons. Gene Ontology annotation, biological process: choline metabolic process; acetylcholine catabolic process. NCBI's taxonomy places the organism in Eukaryota, Metazoa, Chordata, Actinopteri, Atheriniformes, Melanotaeniidae. Gene Ontology annotation, molecular function: acetylcholinesterase activity. Bases 183 to 2048 code for a protein of 621 amino acids. The record is from RefSeq and is a predicted model, not a curated record.